Cavenderia fasciculata is the source of this 612-nucleotide messenger RNA. RefSeq lists its product as uncharacterized. Gene Ontology annotation, molecular function: acyltransferase activity, transferring groups other than amino-acyl groups. The coding region runs from base 1 to 612 and encodes 203 amino acids. NCBI's taxonomy places the organism in Eukaryota, Evosea, Eumycetozoa, Acytosteliales, Cavenderiaceae. The transcript has 2 exons. The record is from RefSeq and is a predicted model, not a curated record.
AUGACUCCAUCACCAAACAACAUAAAGAUAAGAAAUGCAACUGAAGACGAUAUCAGUAGUAUUAGAGAUAUUUAUAAUUAUUAUAUAAGAGAAACAACCUUUACAUUUGAAGAGGUUGAAGUCACUUUGGAGGAGAUGACCAAUCGAUAUAGACAUGUACUUGAAUUAAAAUUACCAUAUUUUGUGGCUGUAGAAGUGGUCGAUAAUGUUGUUGUUGUUGAUGGUGCAUCAACAGACACUACCGCUACUACCACUACCAAAGAAACAAUCAUUGGAUAUAGUUAUGCAGGUCUAUUUAGAACAAGAUCUGCAUAUAGAUUUACAAUUGAAGAUGUUAUUUAUUUGAGACAUGACCUUACUGCAAAGGGUUUGGGAUCAAUUCUUUUAAAGAAAUUGAUUGACCGUUGCACAGAGUUGGGUUAUCGUCAAAUGAUCACUUGCAGUUCCGACAAUCCUGCAUCUGUUGCUCUUCACAAGAAAUUUGGAUUCCAUUCACCAAUGGUAUUGAAAUCAGUUGGAUUUAAGUUUAAUCAAUGGAUUGAUACUAUCACCAUGCAAUUACCAUUGGGUGAAUCAGAUACAACUCUUCCUCCCCCAUUACCAUCACAAUAA